Molecule: messenger RNA, 2300 nt
Organism: Hibiscus syriacus
Lineage: Eukaryota; Viridiplantae; Streptophyta; Magnoliopsida; Malvales; Malvaceae
Product: probable transcription factor KAN4
Exons: 6
Coding region: 601-1596 (331 amino acids)
Biological process (GO): regulation of DNA-templated transcription; abaxial cell fate specification
Cellular component (GO): nucleus
Molecular function (GO): transcription cis-regulatory region binding
Source: RefSeq, a predicted model, not a curated record
UUCCCCCAUUAUAAAAGAUACAGGAAAAUGAGGUCCUUUCCUUCACUUUCUUUCUCUUUCUCUGUGCAAGGAAGAAAAGGUCUCUGAUCCAUCUCUGCUUCUUUAAAUACAUAACUUUCCCUUUUUACAAACUUUUCCUUCAAACCAUCAUCCCCAAAACAACUCUGAUUACUUACUUUCUCUUCACCUGCAAUUCUUUCUUUUUUUGUAUAAUCUGACUGUUUAAUGGUUAUAGUCUCUGCAACUUUUUUCCUUUUUCUAUCAAACCUAGACGGAUCCUAUUAAAAAGCCUAUAUUUCUCUUCACUCGCUCCCUCCCUCUUCCAAGUUUCACACACACAUCAACACACCAUGCAACUUAAUCAUGAGGCGCUCAUGAUAUAAUCACACGACGCUUUCCUUCCCUUCCUUUUCGGUUCUCUUCGUUUGUUUAACUUCGAAGUUUUAAACCCACUUUUCCUGUCGAUUUUCUUUUCCUUUUUUCUUGUUUUGGCAGUGUUUUACGUACGCUUCUCUUUCAUUCAUUCUCUCUAUUUUAAUCUAUUGUCUCUGUUAAAACAUCCUCCAGGGCCUUUUUGACUAAGAUCUUCACCCUUCCCUUAUGUUCAUAAGCUCAAAGACCAUAAUGAGAACUGCACCUUUGCCUGAUCUAUCCUUGCAGAUUAGCCCACCACCCGUUUCAGAUUGUAAAGCUAAGGAAAUGACUUACGAUGUUUUAUCAGGAAAAUCAAUCUAUAGUGAUAGGAGCUCGACGACUGAUUCUGGGAAUAGCGGAAGCGAUUUGAGCCAUGAAAAUGAAUACGGUAAUCCAGAUCUUGGAGUACCCACGUUGAGCUUAGGGUUUGAAAUGGCAGAUUUGUGUUCUCCCCAUUUACAGCAACCAAGAAACCUUCAUCAUCAUCAGCAGCAGCAGCCUUAUCAGCCUCAAAUCUAUGGUCGUGAUUUCAAGAGAAAUUCAAGAAUGAUCAAUGGAGCUGUGAAAAGAAGCAUCAGAGCUCCCAGAAUGAGAUGGACUACAACACUCCAUGCCCAUUUUGUUCAUGCAGUCCAGCUGCUUGGAGGCCAUGAAAGAGCAACACCAAAAUCAGUCUUAGAGUUGAUGAAUGUCAAGGAUCUAACCCUAGCUCAUGUGAAGAGUCACUUGCAGAUGUAUAGAACAGUGAAGAGCACUGACAAAGGACCAGGUCAAGGGAAGACAGACAUGAGUUUGAACCAAAGGAUGGGGAUUGUUGAUUUGGAUGGAACACCAUCUUCUGCAAAAGCUGAUCCUAACGCUUCUUAUUCUCUCAAACUAUCAGCAACAUCACCACAAACGGUACCACAAAGGACCCAAAGUGGUUCAUGGCUACCCUUAACGGAGACACGUAAUUUGAGCAUAUCAAACUAUGGACACGGUUCGACUUUCGAGCCAAAUAAUGCUAAGGUUGAUGGAGACAAGGCAGCGCUUCAUGUCUCGGAUAGAAUGAAGGAAAGAUUAGAUUCCUGCUCCUCGUCACCUUCAGACAUGUUCCUUAACCUAGAGUUCACGCUCGGAAGGCCAACCUGGCAAAUGGACUGCGCUGAAUCUUCAAAUGAGUUAGCUCUUCUCAAGUGUUAGACGCCAUAGAACCGGCUAGUACUAUAUAUGAUAUUUUUCCUGUAAUUUGGGUACUGGAAAUGCAUGAACUAUAUAUCUUGGUCUAAGUUGUUUAAAUUUUGUCUGGAAAAGGGAAAGAAAAUGCCUGUAGCCUUGUGAAUGUUGUCGGAUCGCCUUUGUUCCAUGUAAUUUUGAUGGCAUUGUGGCAAACAAAGAAGGAAAAACCAGAAUUCUAAAAUCAGCAACGAUCUUGAUAUUUCUGGGCCAGAGUCUAUAACGGGGCUAGGGCUCUGCAGACUUUCCAGGAGGGUCCCCAACAGUGAACAAGUGGGUCAAUCCCCAUUGCGAAAUUAAUAUAUUUGAGACAGUUUAUGUCAAUCAAUUUCGCAUUCGGUGCCCCUCUCUGAAACAUUGAGCUGGGUAUGGCCCCUACAUCCCUCCAUGACCAUUGAUAUGAUUGUAGCCAAGAUUUGAAUGCUAAUGUCGCACAGGCCUUGGAAGCUUGAACGUACGAUGUGUUUUGAGAUGGGUCCAAUCCACGUCUACUGGAAAACAAUAAUAACGACCCUAUAUAUUUAUUAAGUAGUAAGUACUCCAAAGAGAUAAUAAUCCUUUGAGGACCCCAUAUUUUUCAGAGUGGUCGUCAGUCAUGAUUGUUCUUCAUCUUCUUCAAAUUACUAUUCGAGCAGUGAUGUUACAUAAAUUACCACUCCAGCACUAUACUU